CUUGCAUGCACACAGGUUUCGGGGCUUCGGCAGCGGUCGGCAAGCGUAGGAUGGACUACUACCGCGUGAUGAACCUGACGCGCAAUGCGACGCAGAAGGACAUCAAGCGAGCGUACCUCAAGCUCGCCCGGCAGCUGCAUCCUGACGUCAAUGGCAACGACCUCGAGAAGGCGGCGCUCUUCAAGAAGGUGAGCGAGGCCAACUCGGUGCUCUCGGACCCGGCCAAGCGCGCAGAAUACGACAACCGCUUCUCGUACCGUGACCGCGGCGAGACGCACUACUCGCCGAAAGGCCAGACCAGCGCGCGGGCGUCUGCACCACGCGGCAGCCAUUACGGUAUCAACGAAGACGUGUGGUAUGCACACCACUAUGGUGCCCACGCGCAGCGCACGAGCCGCUGGACGGGCAAGAUCCACAUGAACUACGGGUCGCACAUUCCCGAAGAGAUGUUUGAGCGCGAAAUGGAGAGCAUUCGACGACGCGAAGCCACGAGCAAGAUUCAGAACGGCUACAUGCUGCGGCGAGAACUGCGGCUCAAGAAGCAAGCCGAGGAAGAAGCCGCCAAGCGAGCAAAGGCGCCGUCACAGACCGAGACCGACGGUUGUGUCAUUUCGUAGCCAAAAGAAUCGAGUCGUUGAACAAUAGCGCGCUCGGGCUAGGGUCCAUAGCCUAGCGUCCGGACGUUCUUGAUGCUUGCGUGUGCGACCAAGAAGUCACGGAGCGUCCUUUGUCUUGGAGAUUGCAU
Messenger RNA from Saprolegnia diclina VS20, 745 nucleotides. RefSeq lists its product as hypothetical. Bases 6 to 617 code for a protein of 203 amino acids. The record is from RefSeq and is a predicted model, not a curated record. Lineage: Eukaryota; Oomycota; Saprolegniomycetes; Saprolegniales; Saprolegniaceae. The transcript is spliced from 7 exons.